AUGCUUAAUAUUCGCUCCAUUUUUCUAUUAUUUACGCUAAUAACCCUUUCAUUUGCUACCAUUACCGCUCAACAUUUUAUUGACAAGCGACAAACUAAUGCUGUUUCUGGUCUUACAAUCACUAAGCCCGAUGAAGCAACCCCUUAUAAUACUACUUACAAAAUUGUUAUCCGUUUCUGUGCUGAUAAAGACUUAACACAUCUUGAUUCGAUAUCACUUUAUAAAGCUAAUGGGAAUAACUUGAAUUUUGUUUAUGUGUUUCAGUCAAAUAUUGCAGUAAAGCUUACGAGCGAUAACAAUAAUAAUAAAUGUCAAGCCUUUACUUAUAACGUUCCAAAUGUCACCCCUGAUGCUCAAUAUGUUAUUAAUAUUGCUUUUAAUAAAAUGAACAUAAAUUCUGGAUCUUUUCUCAUCAAUAACCCGGGGUUCGGAUUAGUUAUUACUAAACCAAAAACUGGACAAAUUACUACGUGUGGUAGUCAGCUUGAUGUCCAAUGGGUUGAUCUUUACAACCUAUAUCAGAACGCUAUUAUUAACAGUAUAUUUCUUAAAACUCCCACCGGUACCACAACUUUGACUACAUCAAAUGUACCAGCUUCAUCUGGCAAAUAUACUGUUACACUUCCUAAUGGACUUCAAAAUUCCCAAGGUUACAAUAUUGCACUUCAAGUAACUCGUGAUAAUAACACAGAGACCUAUUAUUCAGAUACCUUUACUAUUAGGAGUUGUUAA
This is a messenger RNA of Cetraspora pellucida, 732 nucleotides long. Lineage: Eukaryota; Fungi; Glomeromycota; Glomeromycetes; Diversisporales; Gigasporaceae. The record is from the annotation of a GenBank genome assembly.